CGAGCGUUUGAGUCGAUCUUUUUCAAGCGCUUGUAAGUCGGUUUUGUUAAUAACUUAACUGACAAUCUCUGUAGUCGUAUUGUUUUAUGUUCAAAUUUGAGUCAGAUUCCGGAAAGUUGUGACAUCAAAUUAUCAUGAUAACCAGUUGGUGUUCCAAUGAUUGGAUAUGAGUAUAAACAUGAUGUAUACAAGACUUUCACCUAGUUUUGUAUGGUGACUGGUCAAAAGAUUACUGAUGGUCUACUGAAAUUUGUACCUGUGUUACAUUCAAGACUUCACAUCAUGAAAAUCUUAUUAUUGGGAUUUCUCCCCCCUAAAAGUGAUAUUGAGACAGGACAAUGAGUUGUAUAUGGUCCACAGAGGUGCCUUGCUGAAAUUUGGACACCUUUCAAAAUGAUUGCCAUUUUUGAAAAUCUGAUUUUUGAUUCCCCUGAUUGGAAGUUACAGAGAUACUUAGACAAUUAGACCGAAACAAACUGAUAUUUGAUGUUAAGUUACAACGCCUGAGACACCAUGUCUUUCAAGAGGGAAGGGAAUGAUACGAACCAGUUAGGAAUUCUAAGAAAAAGAAGAGUUCGUGAAUUACUAGGUAUAGCAGUACCUGAGGAUGAAGCCUUACUGAUGAGCAAUGGCAGAUUUGCCUGCUUGGUUUGUGGGCACAGACCAGUGUUUGAUACAGUGGAUAUGCUGAUAGUACACAGACAGGGAAAGAAGCACUUGGCAAAUGCCGAAUAUGAAGCUGGGAAGAAAGACGAGUUGAAGAAACUGAUAGAGAAACGUAAACAUGACCAGUAUGUGAAGAAUGGCUCUACAGUCAUACAUCAGGCUCAGACAAGCUGUAAAGGAUUAGGGAUCGGUGCUCCUUAUGACCCCAGGGCUAAGAAACCACGACCUCAUGAAAGGAAACAAAAACUGGAUUUCACCGGCUCAGUUUCACAGGAACCUGCUUCGACAAAUUUAUCUGCAUUACCCGGAAAUAGAUGUUCUCUGUCUAAUCAACAAAGAAAAAAUUCAAAUGUUGAAAUUGAUCCAAGAAAAAGAGCAUAUUGUCCAAAAGAUGAUGACUACAAAACAGAUAAAAAAACUUUGUCUAAUCAGUCAUUCAGGGAUCUGCUGUUACAACAGGCAGACAAUGGUCCAGUAAAACAUUCAAAGCAACUUAAAAGGAUAUUUAUGCAGGAAAAGUCAACAGAAGAAACAAAUAUUGGAAAAUACCAACCCUAUGUCAGUAAUAAAAGUAAAAGAAAAUUUGGUAAUCAUUCUGAGCUUUCUAAUAAUUCAACUACUGUAUUACCUUCACAAAGCACAUGUCCUCAUGAAAAUUUCAAAGACAGCAAGUUUCGAUCUGAUGAACAAUUUUCUAAAACAUUUAAUGGACACAGUGAAAUCUCAGGACAUCCAGGUUUUAGGGGAGGUGAAAUUAAAAAUACAUGUACAUCUUUAAAACAGUCAGAAAUUCUGGCUCUGGCAGGAAAUCCUCCUCCACCUCCUCCAAGUAACAAAGGAAAUCCUCCUCCACCUCCUCCAAGUAACAAACUGACAUCAAAUGAGAAGCAGUCUAUUCAACCAGAAACGGCAUCAGUGUCCGAGGAAAGGAAGAGGAAAGCUGAGCUAUAUCUGCAAUGUAGAGGUGCUGGCUGGAAGAAAGACCUCACAGGGGAAAUGGAUUCGAGAUGAGGAUGCAGAAUUUGAUUCAGAUGAGGAACCACCUGAUUUACCAUAAGUGAAAUGGAAUUAGGAGGGAUGUUAAUAUGAAAUGGACUGGUUUUUGAUUAACACAAGUUUUUUCUCCGCAGUUCCUGUAAUUACAGAACAGUUGAAUAUUUUUUUUCAUAUAAUUAUUGCUGUUAAUGGUUCUGUGUAAUUAAUUAUUAAUAGAUCAAGAAAAGGUUUGUCUUGUUCAGACAAAACAUUUUUUUUAAACAUUUUGUACAGAUCUGCAAUCCUAUUGCAUUAUGAUGACCAAUAAGACAGAAGGAAAUUUUGUCAUCAUAAUUUAGAAACAUUAUGAAUUAAAACAAAUAGACCAGAA
Molecule: messenger RNA, 2032 nt
Organism: Pecten maximus
Lineage: Eukaryota; Metazoa; Mollusca; Bivalvia; Pectinida; Pectinidae
Exons: 8
Coding region: 514-1677 (387 amino acids)
Biological process (GO): RNA splicing
Cellular component (GO): nucleus
Source: RefSeq, a predicted model, not a curated record